AUGUCUCCGAUAGUGCCAGGAACACGGCAGCGCCGGGCAAAGAGGAGGCGGGCUCGCCGAACGACCUUCUUGGCGGCAGUCGUGCUUGCCGUUGCCGUGCUCUGCCGACAGCCGGCGGUGGCGGCGGCAGGGGCGGUAGCGGUAGCGACGGCGGAGCGCAAGGACGAUGUCGUCCUGGCGGCAGCAACGCUAGCAGCGUUCCAGGAGAGGAAAGCGGGAGUAGAGGAACGGACGAGCCCCGGCGCCAACAACAUUAAGCUACGGCUGCGAGAAACGCAAAAAACGACCUCCACCCCCGUGCGCCGCGUGCCAACUACCUUGGAGCACCUCGUCGCGGGAACUUUCGGGGGGGUUAGCGGUGCCCUAGUGUCGUACCCUCUCGACACGGUGAGAGUAAGGAUGCAAACGUGCGGGAAAACCUUGGGCGCGGCGCGCACGGCGUCCAUGCUCUUCCAGGAGGCGGGCAUGGCGGGGUUCUACAGGGGUGUCUUGUCCCCGAUGGUUGGGACGGGUAUCAUCAAGGCGGCCGUGUUUGGCGGGUACGGGUUGUGCCAGGCGUUGGUCCGGAGAGGGACGGGUAAAGACAACGAAGAGCUAAACCUUGUGGACCUCGGGGUUGCCGCCAUGGGCUCUGGGCUUGUUGGGUCCUUUGUGGUGACUCCGGUGGAGCGCAUCAAAGUUGUGAUGCAGGCGGCACUGUCAUCGUCCCCCUCUGCCUCGUCUUCUCUAGCGGCAAGAGCGGGAGGGGGGUACGCGAAUGCUUGGGGCUGCGCGAGGGGCCUCGUGGCGGAGCACGGCUUGCGGGGGGGGCUGUACGCGGGGCUGGGCCCGACGCUGCUUCGGGAGGUGCCGGGCUACGCUUUCUACUUUGCAACCUACGAGGCAUGCAAACGGGUCCUGCUUGGUAACGGGUCAGGGGAAGACUCCUCCCGCGGGCCCGUGCUGUUGAAGACGGCCGUGUCUGGGGCUUUGGCCGGGAUCGCUGCCUGGCUGCCGACCUACCCCGCGGACGUGGUGAAGAGCCGUAUGCAGAGCGCUGGGGGCUCCGGCGCGGGCAUGAUCUCUACCGCCUCCGUGAUGUGGAAAACCGAGGGGCUCGCGCCGUUCUACAGGGGGCUGUCGCCGACGAUAGUGCGGGCGAUGGUGAACCACGCCGCGACCUUCCUGGUCUACGAGGCGUCGAUGAGCUUCAUCAUGAGAAGGGGGAGGCGCGGCGAGGUGGCCUCCUCCGGAAGAGAAGGAUCGGAGUUAGAGGGGGGAGAACAGGUAUCGAGGAAGGGCGUGUAUGAUGAGUUAGAGCGAGGAGAUCAGCUGUAAGGGCAGGGUAUGAUGGAGUUAGAGCGAGGAGAACACCUAGGGGAAGGGUGUAAUGAACGGCCUCUGUGCGUGUGUGUUUUUAGGGGAGAUGGGGGGAUGUUU
Ectocarpus siliculosus is the source of this 1419-nucleotide messenger RNA. The record is from the annotation of a GenBank genome assembly. NCBI's taxonomy places the organism in Eukaryota, Phaeophyceae, Ectocarpales, Ectocarpaceae.